UGGGCAUUUCUGCACAGAUCUGUGGAGCACACAGAUGGAGCCUGAACACUACACAAUCAUCAUCUACACUGAUAUCCAGGACCUGACCUCAGCCCUGAUAGGAGUCAGACAAUACUACUACACAGCUUUAAGGUGGAAAUUUCUCCCCAGCGAUGCUGAGUGCAACAUUCUUUUCUAUGUACAAAGAGUGUCCAGGGCCGUGUCCAUCAAAAGCACCUGCUUCUUGAGUAUCUUCCAGGCCAUCACCAUCAGCCCCAGGAAUUCUAGGUGGGCAGAGCUUAAAGUCAAAGCUCCCAGGUACAUAGGCCUCUCCUCCAUGCUGUGCUGGAUCCUGAACAUGUUAAUAAACACCAUUUCCCCCAUCUACCUGACUAGUAAGUGGAUCAACACAAGCAUCACAAAGAGAAAAGACUAUGGGUACUGUAACGCUGUCUUCCAAGACACCUUCACAGGAUCGCUCUUCUUGGCACUACUAUUGUUGCCUGAUGCUGUGUCCUUGGGGCUCACGCUCCUGGCCAGCAGCUCCAUGGUGUUCAGUCUGCACAGACACAAGCAGCAGGUGCAGCACAUUCAUGGUCCCAGGAAUGCUUCCCCCAGGACUUCCCUUGAAUCCAGAGCUACUCGGAGCAUCCUUGCUCUGGUGAGCACAUUUGUAUUUUUUUACGUGGUCUCCUCCACUUUCCAAGUGUAUUUGGCUCUUCUUUGUAAGCCCAGUCGAUUAACAGUGAACAUCUCUGCAUUAUUUGCUGGCUGUUUCCCAACUCUUAGCCCCUAUAUUCUCAUGAGCUGUGACUCCAGGGUAUCCAGGCUCUGCUUUGCCUGGAUAAGGAAUACAAAAUCCCCCAACAUUAUCAGAAACAUGUGCCUUGUAUUUGCUUUAUAA
This is a messenger RNA of Oryctolagus cuniculus (rabbit), 883 nucleotides long. The record is from RefSeq and is a predicted model, not a curated record. NCBI's taxonomy places the organism in Eukaryota, Metazoa, Chordata, Mammalia, Lagomorpha, Leporidae.